AUGCAAUCACCAUUCACGGUCAACGGAACGAAUAUCUCUAAAUGCUACACUUCUGUCCGUCUAGGUCGAGAAACCAAUAUGAUGAACGACUUGACUCCAGAGUUGAGCAGAAGGAAACGAGCUGCUCGGAGAGCUUUCAAGGGCAUCGAGGAUGCAGUGAAGGGAACAAAUAACGUCUGCCUCUUCGACCCCACGAUAUUUUCCGCCUUAACGUAUGCGUCAGAAACCUGGUCGCUGCGUAACGAAUAUGAAAGGUCACUCAGCGUCAUUGAGCACGCAACCGAAAGAAUGAUGGUAGAAGUAUACCAUGUCGUGCAAGUAAGGGAAGGGAUCGAAAGCUUCGACUUAUGUCAACGAUCAAAAAUCAAAGACGCAGUUCUAUACGCCAAACUGUCGAAGAGAAGGUGGGCUGGACACGUGAUGCAUAUAAAUGACAUCCGAUGGACAGGAGCCAUUUGUAACUGGAUUCCUCGGGAUGUCAAACGCACUGCAGGAAGAUCACCGAACGGAUUGUCAGAGUACUUCACGAAUAGCCUAGAAGAAAUGUGUGGUGCUUAA
Molecule: messenger RNA, 558 nt
Organism: Angiostrongylus costaricensis
Lineage: Eukaryota; Metazoa; Nematoda; Chromadorea; Rhabditida; Metastrongylidae
Source: the annotation of a GenBank genome assembly